Molecule: messenger RNA, 2151 nt
Organism: Bicyclus anynana (squinting bush brown)
Lineage: Eukaryota; Metazoa; Arthropoda; Insecta; Lepidoptera; Nymphalidae
Gene: MED27
Product: mediator of RNA polymerase II transcription subunit 27
Exons: 1
Coding region: 117-1016 (299 amino acids)
Biological process (GO): regulation of transcription by RNA polymerase II
Cellular component (GO): mediator complex
Molecular function (GO): transcription coactivator activity
Source: RefSeq, a predicted model, not a curated record
UGUCGUUUGUGGUGUGGUGGUGGCUGUGGUACAAUUUUUGUUUGUUUUCAUAAUUGAUUAAGGAUUGCGUAUCACUUGCGCAUUUCUGAAGUUAAAAUAAUAAAAAAUCCUUAAAAAUGAGUCAAACUAUAAACGUGGAACAGUUAAACUCCGCGCUUACUUCUCUCAGAACUCUUCGCUCAAGUGUCAGUCAUGUGUUUGAAACCUUAUCAAAUGGCCUCCGCGCCGACCACGGCGAAGAUGGCAAAGAUAAGUUCCUCCUCGAACUGCAGGAACUACUCAACAAUGUGAACAUCAAUUUGAGAGACUUAGAACAAACAGUGAACGGCCUACCAAUACCCACAGCGCCAUUUAAUCUAGGCAAUACGACGUUUUUGAGUCAAGAGACUACGCAGGAUCGACAGGCUCUGUACACUCAACUGGUGAACAGUUACAAAUGGACGGACAAAAUACACGAAUACUGCUCCUUCGCAAACACAUUACUGAGCCAGAAUUCACUGAAAAGGUCUUACAUAAACUCGGGGAGUACUAAACGCCGCGGCAAGCUGCAGAGUAACCACAAUGUAGCACCUCAUCAGGUAGACAAUGUCAUAAACAACAUAGACCGGUCGUACGGAGCUAUGAAAAUCACUAUAUCCCGCCCUUUCGCUAGCAAUGCUGUUGUACAAAUUAAUUUGAGCCACGUUUUAAAAGCAGUUGUUGCAUUUAAAGGCUUACUUAUGGAGUGGGUUAUGGUCAAAGGCUGCGGCGAGACGUUGGACUUGUGGACAGAAUCUCGGCAUCACGUUUUCCGGAAGGUGACAGAAAAUGCUCAUGCCGCAAUGCUGCAUUUUUAUUCACCAACAUUACCAGAGUUAGCAGUCAGAUCAUUUAUGACAUGGUUGCACAGCUAUGUCAGUCUUUUCAAUGAUGUGUGUAAGAGGUGUGGCUGUCAUUUACAUCAUACGUCAAUGCUGCCACCCGCUUGGCGUGACUUCCGCACCCUGGAACCAUUUCACGACGAGUGCAAGCAAUAGUUAAUGUGGUAUUGAAUGGGAAAGCUUGGAACGCCGGUCACAUUGCUUGUGUUGCAGCUUUCUCCUUCAAUAUAAAAAGUGUUUAUAUUGACAGUUUGUGUAAUUUAAGUGUAAAAGUUAUAUUAUGUGUGAAGCAGUUUAUAUAUUGAACUAGCAGUAGCUUGUGAAAUUUUCAUAUGAACCCUGACUUCAUAGAACAAAAAAUAUUCUAAUGAUCUUUCCCCCAUUUUCCAGAAGUUUCUUAAAUCCCUUGGAGUUUAUCUCAACUUCCAUGAUUAAUUUUAGGAUGUUUCAGUAGUUUAACCUGGUUGACUGAACAUGUUAGUCAAUGAUCCUUUUAUAAUAAUAUAUUAUAUAGAUAAGUAGUUCUUAAGUUAUGCAAAAUGUGUAAUAAUAAUACACAUAUUAUAAUAUAUCAUCAUUUAUAAUCAUGUGAUUUGUAAAUAGCAAUUUAAUUUUUUGUAGUGGGCUAAAUGAUAUAGUCUUUGAAGAUGAAUUUUCAUGUAGUUAUCAUGAGAGGUCCACAGAUUCAAUAUCUAUAAUGUUGCACUGUUAUUAUACCUGUAACAACCCUAUUACACAGACGAUCAGUCAUUCGUUCAGCUCACGGAAGAUCGUUAAAACUUGGCAAUUAGUUGCUCUCUGCUCAGUAUUGGUAACAACUUGCAGGCUCUACAGGUUGCUGGUUAAAAAAUUAUUACUGUUUUUUGUUAAUUAAGAUGUAUAAUACACUACAGAGGUGAUCAUUGUAUAUCUGUUGUAGACUAUUCUAAAGAUCAGGUGAUAGUUUUAAGCUGUUCUACAAGCAUAUACAAUACAUAUAUAAAUUGAGAUAUCUAUAAUGACAAGUAAAAUAAUUUAUUCACCGUAUUUUGAGUUUUGUACAUUAAAAUUUUUCCUGUUACAUGAUUAAUCAUAAUCUAAGUUUCUUUUUUAUCUAUAUGACUAGGACUUUUUUUUCAAUCUGUUAAUUGAAUAUUUAAUCACCUCACACAGAUUAUGUCAGUAUUGGAGAUACUUUGCCAGAGGUGCUGCAUUCCUUAAGUUCAAAUAGAUUUCCAUAUGCACUUGUAUAAAAGUACUAUGUAAUAAUUUAUAAGACUUUGUGUAAAAUAAAACUAAAUUUAUAUUUGUG